GCCUCCGUACCAGAGGCACUACUCGGCCCACGUGACGCGUUCGCAGCUGAAAGUCCGACCGCUCAGCCGUCACUCAGUUCAAAAAUGCUUCCUGCCACUUUAAUGUCGUACUGUCUUCUGUUUCUGUCGUCGAUAAUCGCGGUGUGCAGCGCUGCCGCGUGCCCUUGCGAGAAACCGGAGCUCUGUCAACAGGUCCGCGCGCAGAGAGACUUCGAGGUUUUUGUGUUUGACGUGGGCGGAGAGGCAUGGAAGUCCUACAACUGGAGCAUGGUGACGACAGUGGCGAUGUUUGGAAAAUAUGACGCUGAUCUCAUGUGUUAUGCUCACUCCAAAGGAGCACGGGUUGUACUGAAAGGAGACGUUCACCUCCCCUUCAUUGUGGACCCGAAUAACAGGACGGCGUGGAUAACGGGAAAGGUAGACUUGGCCAAGAGUCAAUUUAUGGAUGGAAUCAACAUCGACAUCGAACAAGCAGUGGAGGAGGGUUCCCCGGAGUACCACGCUUUAACACACCUGGUCAGAGAGACCACUGACGCCUUCCACAGGGCCAUCCCGGGCUCCCAGGUCUCUUUUGACGUUGCCUGGUCACCAAGCGGCAUCGACAAGCGCCGCUACGAUUACGUUAGCAUCGCUGAAUCCUGUGACCUGCUGUUUGUGAUGUCCUACGAUGAACAGAGCCAGAUCACGGGGGACUGUAUUGCAAUGGCAAAUGCCCCACUCUCUCAAACAUUGACUGGGUAUGACCAGUUUUUGAGUCUUAAGAUCGAUCCAAAGAGGCUGGUCAUGGGAGUGCCGUGGUAUGGCUAUGACUACCCGUGCCUUAACUUUUCCCAGGACGGAGUGUGUUUUAUAAUGAAAGUUCCUUUCCGUGGAGCCUCCUGUAGUGAUGCAGCGGGACAACAGAAAACGUACAAGUGGAUAAUGAAGCAGGUCAACAACUCAUUUUCUGGCAGGCUCUGGGACGACAAGCAGCAAGCUCCUUACUUCAAUUACAAGGACCAGAAAGGACAGAUUCAUCAGGUUUGGUACGAUGAUCCACAGAGCAUCUGUCCCAAGGCGGAGUCUGUGAAAUCUAAAGGUUUGAGGGGCAUCGGCAUGUGGAAUGGCAACAUCUUGGACUACAGUGACGAACUGGUUGCCAAGCAGCAGACUGCAGAGAUGUGGAAUGCACUCUUGGGAUGCUAGAUGUACAUCACCCCACCUAAUUGUAGCUUAAUCAAUACAUCCCUUUGUUGCAGUAAUCAGGUGCAGCUUUGCACUUUUGUGGAAUUUAUUGAUGUUGAAUGUAUUUACGGGUCAGGCAUUCCCGUUUAAACUGAAAGAACUGCUUCUGGAAACUGAUAAAAAACAUCUCUUUAAUGUGAUUUGCACAGUGAUUGUUUUGACAAAUGUUGAGCUAACUGAGAUCUUUGCACUUUAAGGCUUUUCAUAAAUUUAACAUUUUCUGAUAUGUUAUUAAAGUUCAAUAACCGUUUAUACUUCCGUAACUGGCUUACACCACCUUUAGAAAUUAACAUUUUCUGAUAUGUUAUUAAAGUUCAAUAACCGUUUAUACUUCCGUAACUGGCUUACACCACCUUUAGAAAUUAACAAUGUGUUUUGAUGUCUUUGUCUUUAGUAGUGCAGAACUUAGUUAUUGUUAGUCUGAAUACAAAAGGUUAUAAAGCCUGCUGUUGACAAUUGUAGAAUUUUCAUAGAUGAGACAAAUAUAAUAACCAGCAAUGACCUGAGAUUAACCCAGGUUUCCCUUGAACAAUUAAUAAAAAAAAUUUUUUAGCCACAUAUAUUUAAUUGGACACAUCUCCAACAUAAAUUUUAAAAAGUGACUUUCGAGUUGCUAAUAGUUUCUAUACGAUAACUUUCUAUUUGACAUGCUAUGACAUUUUUAUCGCCUUUUUCCGAGAUAUCGAGCUACAUGUUUUUCAGCGUUUGUGUGUGAAUAUAUAUAUAUAUACUAUGACUUAUUCUUUUAGUUUCUGACAUACUUUUAGCACGUUUUUCAACAUACUGUAAUGUGACUAUUUUUUCAUGACCUACUUCUCUAUUCUUUUUCAACAUGCUGUACAUGAUAUAUUUUUUUCAAAUCUAUUUUUUAGGACAGAAUAUCUUCCACUCAAAGGACUUUGCUGUUCUGGCCUUUAAGUGUCCACACCCAUGAUGCUUGCUACUCUCACCAGGAGAACAAAAUCACAGUAAUCAAGCAAAGGGGCUGACGGGCAAUGUAUAGUCUUUUUAACAAUUUUAAUGGCACACUUACUUUUUAAUGACAUACAUUUUUUGUUUAUUCUAAAAUAUAUUUUCAUGCCAUACCUAACUUAAAUGUUUCAGUGAUUUUUUUUUUAAUGAAAUGCUAAAAUAUGAUUAUAAGGACAGCGUUGUACCGUUCUGCCAAAAAAAUGUUGAAGGUUAUCAUGAUUUUUUUUGUGCCAGAAAGCGCUGAAAGUCAACAACCAACCUUUUGAAGAUGUGAUGUAACAAAAAGGUGAUAUGACAAUGAAAGGAUAAUAUUAUAUUUCGACAUCUGGUUACCACAAAUUGUGACUAAAAGUACAUUUUUGCUUAAAAUUG
Molecule: messenger RNA, 2568 nt
Organism: Pungitius pungitius (ninespine stickleback)
Lineage: Eukaryota; Metazoa; Chordata; Actinopteri; Perciformes; Gasterosteidae
Gene: ctbs
Product: chitobiase, di-N-acetyl-
Exons: 7
Coding region: 85-1185 (366 amino acids)
Biological process (GO): oligosaccharide catabolic process
Molecular function (GO): hydrolase activity, hydrolyzing O-glycosyl compounds; chitin binding
Source: RefSeq, a predicted model, not a curated record